AUGGUUGUUCGGUCGCUUUCCGUGGCUCCUUGGUUCCACAGUCCAGUUGUCGAUGCUCUGAUUGUCGACUCCUACUAUGUAUCCAUCGUUAUCGUGGCGCUCGUCUUCCCUUGCACCGCAACGGACCGCACUCCCAUCAUGAAGCCCGACUAUCCUCCGGACGUGGAGGCGUCCAGCACCAAAGACAACAACAUGGCUCAUAGGACAGUUUCCCAGGAGGAGAACCCAAAGGACUUUGUCGCCAUGGAGGACAUCGCCCGAGUCGUCGACCAUGCCGCUGAGAAGAGCUUAGCUCUCAAGUUUGACUUUCGUAUCUUGCCAGUUCUUGCCAUCAUGUAUCUUUUCAAUGCCCUUGAUAAAGGCAAUAUUGGCAACGCUCAAACCAAAGGCCUCAGCAAAGACCUUCACUUCAAGGACGGCCAAUACAACCUCAUCGUCUCCAUCUUCUUCGUUCCCUACGUCAUCUUUGCCCCUCCCUUCGCUAUGCUCGGCAAGAAAUACGGUCCAUCUCGCGCCCUGCCUGUAAUGAUGUUUUGCUUCGGCUCAAUGACACUUCUCACGGCAGCCGCCCAAAACUUUGGCGGCAUCUUUGCUCUUCGCUGGUUCCUCGGAAUGGCCGAGGCCGCAUUCUUUCCCACCGUCAUCUACUACCUCACCACCUUUUACCGCCGUGGCGAGCUUGCCAGACGAUUAGCCAUCUUUUAUGCCGCCUCCAACAUUGCCAACGCCUUUAGCGGUCUGCUGGCCUUUGGCGUCUUCCAUAUCAAGGAUAGCAAGAUUCUGGCCUGGCGCUAUCUCUUCCUCAUCGAAGGUAGCAUCACCGUUCUAUUUUCCUUCUUCGCCUUUUGGUACCUACCUAGGAACGCCAGCGAGGCCAAGUUCCUGACCCGGGAAGAAAAGGACCUCGCUUUCCAUCGUAUCCAAGUCGACUCCUCCGCCGUCGUCGAUGAAAAGUUCAACCUCAAAGAAGCCUUGAAGAUUUUCACAUACCCCUCGACAUUCUGCUUCCUCGGCAUCGAAAUCUGCUUGGGUGUGCCUCUUCAGUCCGUUUCUCUGUUUCUGCCCCAGAUUAUUCAGCGUCUGAAGUUCGACACGAUCAAGACCAACCUCUACACUGUGGCCCCCAACGUCACCGGUGCCGUCAUGCUACUGCUUCUAGCCUUUGCCUCUGAUUUGACGCGUCUGCGUUUCCCCUUUAUCGUUCUCGGCUUCGCUUUUACCUUUACUGGCUUCAUCAUCUAUGCCGCCAUUGAUGAUGUCGAGAAGCAGUUGCAUCUGGCUUAUUUUGCCACAUUUAUGAUGUGUUGGGGAACAUCGGCGCCAUCCGUCCUUCUCUCGACUUGGUACAACAACAACGUGGCCCACGAAGGUCGGCGCAUCACGUUGACCGCUGUCGGCGUGCCUCUGGCCAACCUCAUGGGCCUCGUAUCGAGCAACAUUUUCCGACUAAAGGACGCUCCCAAGUACAAGCCGGCGCUCAUCACCACUGCUGCCUUCGGCGCCACUGGCGUGAUCCUCACUGCCUGCCUGGGCGCGUACAUGAUUUUUGACAAUGCUCGACGAAAUCGCAAGGCGGGCAGGAAGACUGACGCUCGCGACGUUCCCACGCACCGGUUGCGGGACGGCCCCAGCACGGCAGAGUUUCGAUGGUUCCUUUGA
This is a messenger RNA of Cordyceps militaris CM01, 1659 nucleotides long. Its product is annotated as Major facilitator superfamily transporter. The record is from RefSeq and is a predicted model, not a curated record. NCBI's taxonomy places the organism in Eukaryota, Fungi, Ascomycota, Sordariomycetes, Hypocreales, Cordycipitaceae. Gene Ontology annotation, molecular function: transmembrane transporter activity. Gene Ontology annotation, cellular component: membrane. Gene Ontology annotation, biological process: transmembrane transport. The coding region runs from base 1 to 1659 and encodes 552 amino acids. The transcript is spliced from 5 exons.